UUCUUUUAUUUCUUUUUUUGGGAAACUCUUUCCUUUUGUGUGUGGUUUAGAGGAAAUGGUAGAGGACAAAGGGAAUAUAAAUUAGUGUAUAAAUGGAAGAGGAAAUAUAAUAAGAAAGGCAUUCUCACUUCAAAUAAUCAACCAAUAUCCAUCCUCUGUCUAAAAACCUUUCUAGGGUUUUUAUAAUUUCUUCCAUUUUCCUUUUAUCUCAUUUUCCCCACUUCUGUUUUUGGCUCAAAAUCACUUCUUUCUGUGUUGGGAGGCCUCUUUUUUCUUUUCUUUUCUUUUUUUCCCCAUUUUUAAACCAAAAAUCAAAUCUUUCUUUUUCUAGGGUUUCUGGGUUUUGAGUUUUUUAAAAUAAUUUUUGUUGCCUUUUAUAGUUAUUUCUUCCUUCCCUUGUUUGGUAAAGAUGUAUGCAUAGAUCCAUUAUAAUUUUCUAGAUUUUGAUUUGUGAAUUUAAAAAGUAGAAAAAGAAAAAAAUUAGCUAAUAAUAAAAUAGAAAAUGGUGAGAGGAAAAGUAGAAAUGAAAAGGAUAGAAAAUGCAACAAGUAGACAAGUAACAUUCUCAAAGCGUCGAAAUGGAGUAUUGAAGAAAGCUUAUGAACUAUCUGUGCUGUGUGAUGCUGAAAUUGCCGUCAUUAUUUUCUCACAGAAAGGUCGUCUCUAUGAAUUUGCAAGCUCUGAGAUGCCAAAGAUUAUGGACCGCUAUCGCAAAUGUACUAAAGAUGCCAAAAAUAAUGACACUAAAUUUGAUAGACAGCUCUUACAGCAAUUAAGGCUUGAGGUUGAAAGCAUUAAUAAGCAGAUGGAGUUGAUGCGACUUUCUCACAGGAAGCUGUUGGGUUAUGGACUGGAUAAUUGUUCCCUUGAUGAACUUGAAGUACUUGAUGCUCAGCUUCAACGAAGCCUCUUCCAAAUUAGGGCUAGAAAGGCUCAAUUAUACAAUGAGCAGAUACAACAACUACAAGAAAAGGAAAAACUCCUUUUGGAAGAAAACAGGAUUUUGUCUUUAAAGAAAAUAUUUGAGAAGAUUGGGAAUGGAGGAUGGAGUUAGGGACACUUUUCUCCCCAAUACCUAAACAGGCAGCAGUUAAAGGUGGUGCCGCCACGCACGGUUGUCGGAGUAGCUCAAGUUCAUUAGUCAACACCCAAUUGUCAAUUUGAUCGCGCGGGCGUGCCAUAAUUUAUUCAAUGUUACCCAUAUGUAAAAGAAAAAUAAGUUUCAUUAUAUUAUAUAAUAUAGUUUAUAAUUCAUUUUAUUUCCCUUGUAAUUCCGAUUUUUAAUUGUUCAUGCCACCAAUAAACAUCUUCUAAAUUUACGUAAUUUUAUAUUAGGACUUGUUUUUUUAAUUAUUAAAACUUUCAUAUUACAGCAA
This is a messenger RNA of Cucumis sativus (cucumber), 1376 nucleotides long. Its product is annotated as MADS-box protein AGL42. The coding region runs from base 503 to 1054 and encodes 183 amino acids. Gene Ontology annotation, cellular component: nucleus. Gene Ontology annotation, molecular function: protein dimerization activity; RNA polymerase II cis-regulatory region sequence-specific DNA binding; DNA-binding transcription factor activity, RNA polymerase II-specific. Lineage: Eukaryota; Viridiplantae; Streptophyta; Magnoliopsida; Cucurbitales; Cucurbitaceae. Gene Ontology annotation, biological process: positive regulation of transcription by RNA polymerase II. The transcript is spliced from 8 exons. The record is from RefSeq and is a predicted model, not a curated record.